AUGGAACAAACAGAAACUAAUCCAAAGACAACGACUUCCUCUCGUUUUCGUCAGCAUUCUCGCCUGACACAAAAUUUCGUUCUUGUUUGGUUAGAUCCAAACUUGCAAGCCGAUUCGAUCGAUGAAGAACAUCGUGGUGUUGUCAAUCAAGUUGAAGCUGUCAUCAAUGCUGUACAUAUCUUUAGUGAUGUGAAUGAAUGUGCCCAAUUUCUUCGCGAGAUCAAACGCGAGAAGAUCUUCAUGAUCGUUUCUGGCCAAAUGGGUCAGCAUACGAUUCCUCAUAUACAUGAUAUAGCAAAAUUAGAUUCGAUUUACGUGUUCUGUGGCGUCAAAUCUAAGCAUGAUAAAUGGGUACAAGAAUGGCCGAAAAUCAAAGGUGUUUUCACUCAAAUCGGUCCAAUUUGUGAUUCGCUGAAGCAAACACUUCAACAUUAUGAACAAAAUUUUAUUUCAUUGAGUUUUGUCGCUCCAACAGACAUUGUUGAGCAAAACCUUGAUCAACUCGACCAAUCAUUUAUGUAUACCCAAAUUCUCAAAGAAAUUCUCCUAGAUAUUGAAUAUAACGACCAAAGUAUGAAAGAUUUCCUCGCAUUUUGCCGGAAUCAAUAUCGAAAUGACCCAAAUGAACUGGUCUUUCUCAAAGAAUUUGAGAAUACUUAUCGAAAACAUUCACCUAUUUAUUGGUAUACACAUCCAGGUUGUGUUUAUUCGGUACUUAAUCGAGCUUUGCGUACGCAUGAGAUCGAUACGAUUAUCAAAAUGGGAUUUUUUAUAGACGAUUUAUAUAAAGAAAUCGAGAAACUUUACAAACAGCAAACAGCUGGACAGGAAAAAACUUCGUUUAUUGUUUAUCGUGGACAAGGACUAUCUAAAAAAGAUUUUGAAAAGUUGUGCAAUGCAAAAGGUGGAUUAAUGUCAUUUAAUAACUUCCUUUCGACGAGUAAAAAACGUGAAAUAUCCUUGGAAUUUGCUCAGGAUGCAUUGAAUGACAUUGACUUAGUCGGUGUUCUUUUCAAAAUGGUUAUUGAUCCAUCGGAGUUAGCUACGCCGUACGUAUUAAUCAAGGAUGCUGAAUGUUAUUUUAAAAAUGAAGAAGAAGUUCUUUUCUCAAUGCAGACUGUGUUUCGUAUUGGAGAAGUCAAACAAGUUCAAAAGAAUAAUCGACUUUAUCAAGUGAUUUUAACCUUGACAAAUGGUAAAAACAAACAAUUGAGCUCUCUAACCGAGCUACUUCGUGAAGAAACCGCUGGCGCGACGGGUUGGUAUCGGCUGGGAAUGUUAUUAAUUAAAUUAGGAAAAUAUGACGAAGCGGAGCAAGUCUAUCGAACAUUGUUCGAACAGACCAAUGAAGACAAUGAAAAAGCAUUGCUUCUCCAUCAAUUCGGACUAAUUAAACGAAAUCAAGGCGAUUAUGUGAAAGCAUUGACAUUCUAUCAACAAGCUUUGGAGAUUUAUCAGAAAAUCCGACCCGAAGAUCAUAUGGAUCUCGCGACAACGUACAACAACAUUGGUCAAGUGCAUAAUAAUAUGGGUAACUAUUCCGAAGCACUUGCACACUAUAAGAAAUCAUUAAGAAUUUAUGAAAAAAUUCUACCGGAAAACCAUUCUUCCUUAGCCGUUUCGCACAACAAUAUCGGUUUAGUCUAUAAAAAUCUUGGUGAUUAUACUCAAGCGCUUAAAUCUCACGAGACAGCAUUAGAAAUUGAGCAAAAAACCUUACCGCCUAAUCAUCCAUCGUUAGCUACCUCGUAUAAAAAUAUUGGAUUAGUUUAUAAAAGUAUCGGUGAGUAUUCGAAAGCAUUAUCAUCACACGAAAAAGCAUUAGAAAUCGAACAAAAGACAUUACCAACUAACCAUCCAUCAUUAGCCAUUUCGUAUAAUAAUAUCGGUUUAUUGUACGAUAACAUGGGAGAAUAUUCCAAAGCACUUUCGUAUUAUGAGCAAACACUUGAAAUUUAUCAAAAAAUUCUUCCAUCUUAUCAUCCUGAUUUUGCCAUGUUUUUCAAUAAUAUUGGUUCCGUUUAUAAAAACAUGGGUGAAUAUACCAAAGCGUUAAGUUUCUGUGAGAAAGCAUUAGAGAUCGAAAUGAAAUCACUUCCACCCGAGCAUCCAUCUCUAGCGAUUUCCUACAGUAAUAUUGGUAUGAUCUAUGAUAAUAUGGGACAAUAUGCACAAGCGCUUACCUCUCAUGAAAAAGCAUUGGAUAUUUGCCAGAAAACUCUCUCUCCUGAACAUCCGAUGUUAGCAAUUCUGUACAAUAACAUCGGCUCUGUACAUGAUGACAUGGGCGAUCAUAAAACAGCAUUAAUUUACUACCAAAAGACGUUAGAAAUCGAACAAAAGAUUCUUCCAUCAAAUCAUCCUGACCUAGCAACAACGUAUAAUAAUAUAGGUUUAAUAUACGACCAUUUAGAUGACUCUGCUCAAGCACUUUCUUCACAUGAGAAAGCACUUGAAAUCUAUCAAAAAGCACUUCCUUCAAAUCAUCCUGACCUUGCCAAUUCUUAUAAUAGUAUCGGUUUGACUCAUCAGAAAAUGCACGAAUACCAACAAGCACUGUCAUUCUAUGAAAAAGCCUUGGAUAUUCGACAACGGAUAUUACCAUCGAAUCAUCCAGAUUUAAUUGCCUGCUACGGUAAUAUCUGUCAAGUGUAUCAAAUCAUGGGUGAACAAUCUAAAGCCUCCAUGUUUUAUGAUCGGCUUCUUCAAGCACAAGCAGAUACUGCUGGAAAAACUCCUGCGACUUUGUCAACAGUUUAUACAAAUAUUGAUCAAAUCUACGAUGGGAAGAAAAGCGUAUCAAAAUCAUCGCCUAAUUCAAGUCUUAUCGCACAACCAACUUUGUUGGAUGACAAACUAUGCCGCCUGAAAAACUUCCGACAAAAAUUAGAGAGAAUUCGACAGAAAACCAAAUCAUAA
Adineta ricciae is the source of this 2919-nucleotide messenger RNA. NCBI's taxonomy places the organism in Eukaryota, Metazoa, Rotifera, Eurotatoria, Adinetida, Adinetidae. The record is from the annotation of a GenBank genome assembly.